GGGAAAGACUGAUGAAUAGUCAUCAUAGAGAUAAGAAAGAGGGAGAUUUGAGUGGGAAAGGUGAAAACAAGAUUUGAUAUAUAACGUUGCCACUGGUUUUUCCUGAGAAAGACUGAUUUGAUCUUCCGAAGCUUUGAAGGCCAAUGUCUUUGAGAUCAGAAUUAAGCAGGAAUACCUAUCGACCUAAGCUAAAUUUUAUAAACCUUACCUCUAACUCAAUUUACAAGGACUACAACAACGUUGUAGACGACUUACUUCAAGGGAUCAACAACGAGAAGCUAAUCCCUAAUCAUCAGUGGUAUUCUCUCUUUCAAAAAAAAUCAAUGAAUGUGAUCAAUAUAUCACCAGAAUCUAAUCAAAAUGGACGAUUAAUAUUCGAAACAUCUGGAACGUCUUAUGAGAGUAUCUCAAAAACUUGCUCUGAAGACACAAAUGACUCUGCGGCUCCUUCUGAGCAAUCUUGUUCUCGCAAGAUUGCAGAGGAUCUGCAGAUCCUUCAGGACUACAAAUACUCUUUGAGUUACACAAACUGAAAUAGCCCACUCAAAAGAAAAAGAGUCAUCGAGUGAAGAUAUAAAAACUGAAGAAGAACUUUCAACAAGACAUGGAACUUCAUUGAUCAUGCUAGGAUGCAUCUUGGAAUUAAGCCUUAUAAAUGAAAUCAAUGAGGUAGGAAAUUUACACAGAAAGGGAAUUUGCGCAGGCAUAUCUGGAGGCAUUCCUAGAUACAUUUCUU
Molecule: messenger RNA, 736 nt
Organism: Moneuplotes crassus
Lineage: Eukaryota; Ciliophora; Spirotrichea; Euplotida; Euplotidae
Source: the annotation of a GenBank genome assembly